Messenger RNA from Didymella exigua CBS 183.55, 273 nucleotides. RefSeq lists its product as uncharacterized. Lineage: Eukaryota; Fungi; Ascomycota; Dothideomycetes; Pleosporales; Didymellaceae. The transcript is spliced from 2 exons. The record is from RefSeq and is a predicted model, not a curated record. The annotation marks the transcript as partial.
GACAAAGACACCUACAAUUUUAACAAGUCUAGGUUCAUGAUAAGUGUUAUAUCAACAGGAGCUGUUGUUACAGGCUCAGAGCGUCGUAGAAGACUAAAUACAGUACAGCAGGGCGACCAAGACGUCUGCGCUGCUAGAUCUUGUACCCUGCCUUUUAUUAUCUACAAAGGACGCGUUCACAUCUCUGCCUGGUACAAGGAGGCAGAUAUACCACGCAAUUGGAAGCUCUCUGUCUCCAAGAGCGGCUGGACGAACAACGCGCUUGGCCUUGAG